CAUGGCUUGUCAGGUUACCAUAGUAGCAUUAAACUGCGCAUUCGCUGUAGCCGUAUAGCGGUAUGGCGGUGAAAGCUGUCAACAUAAACUUGUGAUUGUUGGAUUGUAAAGAAGAACUGAGGAGUGGAUCUCUAAAGUGAUGUACCCUGUGAAGAAAAUAACAAAAGAAGAUACUUGGAGGUCUGAUGACUUAAAAGUGCACAUUCAGGCACACAAUGAGGACAGCAGAAGAAAAUCAAAACGUGAAGAGGAGCACAGGAAACACAGGAACGGAGAAUCUCUGGAUCGGCGACAAAGAGACCCUGAUCAAGACGCAAGGAGAGAGAAAGAAAAACGGAGACACGGAGAAAGCGCAAGAGAGGAGAGUAAACACAGAGACCCAGACAGGGACAGAAACCAGGAUAUCAAGAGGGAAGACGUCAGGGAGGAUAGAUAUAAAGAGAGGAGAGAGCGAGAUAAGGCAUUAGAUUUCAACAGACACAGAGAUAGAGAUGGAGAUGAAGAAGAAAAAAGACAUGAUCGAGGUGAGAAGGAAAACAGUGAAAGACGGAAGGAUAGAGAUAAAGACAGGGACAUAGAUAUGUACAAACAGCGGGACAGGGUAACGGACAGGGAAAGAGAAAAAGAUAGAGAUAGGGAUAGAAGGAGGUCUGAGAGAGAUAGGGAAAGAAAAAGUGAAUCGGAUAGAAGGAAAGAGGAGAAAAGAGAAGGAGGAAAAGAAGAGAAGGAGAGAGACAAAGAAAGAGAACGAGAGAGAAGAGAAAGACACAGAGCAAGAGAAAGUGACCGAAAUCGACAUGAAUAUGAGGAAAAACAGAGAGAAGGUGAAAGGCGAGAGAAACACAGUGAAAAAGAAAACUCUGGACACAAAGAAAGAGAACACAGAAGAGAUAGAGAAGAUAGAGAGAAGAGAAUAAGGGAUAAAGAAAGCCAUGUGACAAACACAAGUCACUCUCAAGAAGGUGAACGUCAUCACCAGGAGUGGAAAGAGUCAAAGGAUUAUUUCCACGGCAUCAAAGGUGGGGAUAGGGAAAAGACCAGGGAGAGGGAAGAGAGAGACAGAAGGCGUGAAAGAAGGCACAAGGAGGUUUCAGACUACAAGAGUGAAAGGAGUGAAAGAGAGCGGAAACAAAAAGAUCCAUCAGGACAUGAAAUAAAUGAAAGGAUAAUUAGAGACAAAGAGGAACCGACCAAGAGACCUCAGGUAACAUGGAGCUCUAUUCAAGCUGAAAUGAGUGAUCCAAAAAUCCCUGUGGAGAAUGAAGAUACUGAAAAGGACAAACAAUCAGGCAAAGAUUAUCAUAAUGAUGAUUAUGAUGAGGAUUUUGAGGAUUAUGAGGAAGACUUUGAGGAUGUAGGUGAAGAAGAGGAUGAUAAGGGCGAGGAGGAGAAAGUGGAAGAUGACAAGAAAGUGAGAGAAGAGAAGAGGGAGCUGAGCCCCAGGAGAAGAGAAGAGAUUGAAGCCAUCCAGAGAGCCAUUGAUGAGGAAAAUGAGAGAAUCUACUCUGCAAGAUCAAAGCCCACAAACAUAGAGUCAGCUAUCACCCAGAGAGAAAGACACUCUAACAGAAGUCAAACGCAUGGCAAAAUUAUUGAUUUUGUAUCAGCAAAGCAGCGAGAGGUCAGCCAGAAAGUGGCCAAGAAACAGAAGAAGCGCAGUGAGGAACUUCUGCGUCUGAUUGAUUUAGACUUCUCCAUCACCUUCUCUCUGCUGGACCUGCCUCCUGUCAAUGAGUAUGACAUGUACAUCAAGACCUUUGGAACAGCUGAUACAAAACAGGCUUAUGUGCAGUGCAAUGAAGACAACACUGAUCGAGAUAUACAAACAGAAGAAGUUGACAUGACAGACAAAUGGACACAACACCCACCAGAAGCAAAGGCAGUAUGCGGAGGUUCUAAGGCGUCUCAAGACACUUCAGUGGAAUCCACUGCAAGAAUAAAUACUGAUUCUCAACGUCUGACUACUUUUUUACGCUCUGCUGCACAGGUGAUGGCUGUUUUGAUAGAGGAGAAUAUGGCAGAGAGUAAUUCUGUCAGAAGACUUCGCUCUCAAACAGAUGCGCUGUCCUUCAGUGAUGGCUGCAUUCAACUCAAUGCCAAACUCCCCUUUUUGCAUGGUCGUCAGGUGAGUCUGCUGCAGUUCUCUCAAGUCCAAAGACAGACUCUUCUGUCUGUUCAUCCUCCUCCUCCCAAAACCAGUGCUGUUCAGCUUGACAGCGAGACGGUCAUCUGUGUGUGGAACAUCUGGGAGCCAUCCAGACCCCAAAAAAUUCUUCUUUAUGAAUCUGAGGUGAGGUGUUGUUGUUUCAGUCCUUGUAAAGUUACAUUAGUGUUUGCUGGUACAGCAGUGGGUUCAGUGGUGGUAUGGGAUCUCAGAGAACAUUCUGGCACUCAUUGCAACUUGGUGGUUGGCAAAGAGGUGUGGACACUACGCUACCCGACCUUCUCUACGGAUGCUGUACUUUCAGCGGUGGGUCAUCUCUCUCCUGUGGUGUCUGUUGAACCUGUACUGGCAACUGCUGAUACAAGUUCAAAGAGCACGCUAACUGCAGACAUAGAAGAGUCUCUGGGACUGUCAUUCCAGUUAGGAUCUUUGGAUGAAAAUGGGGUGUUAACUCUCUGGGUUGUGGUCGAGCUGCCCAAAGGAAAUGAUUCUGGAUCUCAAACAGACCUAGGUCUUAGGCCUGGCGGUAAAGUUAAAUUACUCCACAGCUCCUCUCUACAGACCACUGAGAGAUUACCUCAAGACAUUAUAAUGGGAUUUGGAUCUCCUGUGAGCCUUCAGUUAAAGUUCCUCCCUUCUGACUCGAAUCACUACUUCAUUGGUACUAACAUGGGUCUGGUUAGACAUGGUACGAGGCAUAGCUUGAAAGUUCUUCCAAAGUUCUACAGAUCACAGUUUGAUAGUUGUAGACCAGUGGAGGUCACAACACUUGACUUCAGUCCAUUUGGAGAACCCCUUUUCCUGGUUGGCUGCAGUGAUGGAACAGUUCGAUUACACUCUGUCCUGAGAGAAGAUCCGUUGAUGGAGUGGUCUGAAUGUUCCAGUGGCGCCCCCAUUCUGUCAGUGCAGUGGUCUCAGACACGGCCAGCUGUAUUCUGUGUUCUGGAUGCUGCCUCUGAUCUUCUCAUCUGGGACCUGACAGAGAAGGAUUAUGUGCCAGUCAUCACUGAGAAUAUACACAAUGACCGGGUAACAGCCAUGGCAGUGUUUGGUGAUCCAGCCAAACAGAACACAUUUUCUGGCGUUGCGCUCGCCAAGCAGUCUGGAAAGGUGGAGAUUCAGUAUUUCAAGAAGUCACUUACAGUGCCUAGCGCCUCUGACAAAGAAAAACUUAAUUCUGUUUUACAUGAUGCUUUUUUGAUAUGAGAUCUGAGCCCAGAUUAAUAUCCAGUUAAAUUGAUAAUAUGCAAAUAACAGAGGAAAACACAAAGAGGGUUUAGAGAGAGUCAUAAUGAGCCCCCAAAAGGUAUGGACAGACCUAGUGAAUUAUAUUUCCUUGUUACAUCAGUAAUGUAUCUAAAGCUACAUUGAUUGUGACUAUAACAGCAUGAACUGUAGAGGAUGAGAAAUGGUUGUUUACUACAGUCACAGUGGCUACCCUUUUUGGUGUAUAAAAAUAAGAAAUGAACUUCCCUGGCUUAAAAUUCAUUACAUCUGAAACUUUGCUGAUGUUAGCUGGAACAUAAUGGUUUUGUUGCUGUAAGCAGCAUUUUGUAAAGUUAGAUCAAAUGCUAAAGGAAGCAAAUAAAAAUGAGCUUUCCGUUCCUCAGGGAUAUAAAUACUUUAUAUCCUUUUUGUAUUAUUUUACAAUAUAUGUACAAAUGAAUAUUUACACUGAGUAGCAUUUGGAAUAUAUUUCUUAUUUAUGGUCCUUAUCAUUUAUUCACUAUCAGUGCUAUCAUACUGUUAUUAUUAAUGGAUUUUUUUUAUUAAAAGACGAUUGUAGUUGGA
Messenger RNA from Ctenopharyngodon idella (grass carp), 3955 nucleotides. RefSeq names its product dynein 2 intermediate chain 1 (gene dync2i1). The transcript has 22 exons. NCBI's taxonomy places the organism in Eukaryota, Metazoa, Chordata, Actinopteri, Cypriniformes, Xenocyprididae. The record is from RefSeq and is a predicted model, not a curated record. Gene Ontology annotation, cellular component: cytoplasmic dynein complex. Bases 140 to 3370 code for a protein of 1076 amino acids. Gene Ontology annotation, biological process: intraciliary transport. Gene Ontology annotation, molecular function: dynein light chain binding; dynein heavy chain binding.